Molecule: messenger RNA, 3027 nt
Organism: Lymnaea stagnalis (great pond snail)
Lineage: Eukaryota; Metazoa; Mollusca; Gastropoda; Lymnaeidae
Source: the annotation of a GenBank genome assembly
AAAAGAAAACUCAUUUGAAUACAAAGCAGUGCAAAGUUUAUUCAUGUAAAGAUACAAUGCACCAAUGAAACAGGAAGAAGGUCAUUUUCGCCAUUGCGUGACGUGAUUUCCGUCCCAUAAACCUGUGACGUUCACAUCACUUCCACUUUUCAUGGUUCGAUCUAAACAAAGGCGAGCUUGUGGAAUUUAGGUAACACCAAGGUAAGUGAAGCGCUCAGACGGUCACUCCAAUCACCGCACGUGCGCAGGGCGUUCGCAGUAACGUAUUUCCUUGACUUCUUAAACAUCCUAUGGUUUUGGGUGGCAUCUUGUCAGUGUUGAUGUUAGGUGAGGUUCUCUAAUCGUUGUAUGGUCAGCUCAGGAUAAUUUGAAUUAUGUCAUACAUGUACCGGUAUUUAAAUGCAAUACUCGACAUUUUUGUCCAUUUAAUGUCUUUUCCCACACACACACCUACAGAUGAAGUCGUAUCUAUUAUGGAUAGUGGCAUCUAUUAUAUUAUAUUGUCCUUUGCAUAUCUACCGUCGAGAACAUGAUCCAUAUCCACGACUUUGUCAUUACAGGGCAUCCAAUGACCAUCCUAUUGUAUAUUUUGAUUUUUUUUUAUUCACUAGAUAUCCUGCUUAAAUGAUAUCCACAUUUAUAAGGUUAUUUUCAAUAACAUGUUCAAUGCCUUAUGGAUGUUAACACCACCCCCCCCACACACACACACACACUCCCCCCCCCUUUUUUCCAUCAAACAGUGUGUCAAUUAUAAAACUGAUUUCCCGUAUUAAUGACUUCGUCCACACAGCAUAUCCACUAUGGCGCAUCCGAGGCCGGACAUACCAAGUGGAUUGUUGGGGUCGAAGCCUAGUUUUAGCGAGCUCAAGCUCCAGACUGACUCCCACAGGAACUCCGAGUUCAAACUUGAAGGGGUCAACAAUGUGGUGAUCAGAAUCAAAACUGGGGUACCCAUCAAGGUAAGAGAAUUAAUACCAGGUGUCUGCCACAUGAUGAAAAAAAAAAAAAACCUGCAACCUACGGUAAUGUGUGGAUUUUUUCAAGUGGUUUGAAGAUGACUGUAACUUUGGAGUACUCCAGCAUGAACUCCGAGUUCAAACUUGAAGGGGUCAACAAUGUGGUGAUCAGAAUCAAAACUGGGGUACACAUCAAGGUAAGAGAAUUAAUACCAGGUGUCUGCCACAUGAUGAAAAAAAAAAAAAACCUGCAACCUACGGUAAUGUGUGGAUUUUUUCAAGUGGUUUGAAGAUGACUGUAACUUUGGAGUCUAAGAUUUAUCUACACGUAUUAUUUUGUUCUACAGCCUUGCAUUACUUCCACUGGACAUGGAUGUUGUGUCGAUUUAUACAAAAUAUGGACCAGCUUGCAUUCAUUUACUGGACAUGGAUGUUGUGUCGGUUUAUACAAAAUAUGAACCAGCUUGCAUUCAUCUACUGGACAUGGAUGUUGUGUCGGUUUAACAAACAAUAUAUACCAGCUUUCACACAAGCCAUAAAGUUGAAAUCAGUCAGGUUACCUAACCUCGUCAAGUCUAGUCACCUUUCAAAUUUUGACACAGAUCUCUUGUGAUCCUAUUUGAAAGGCUCUCAUUUCUAAGAGCAUCUGUCUAAUAAAUAUUAUGCCUUGCAAGUCUUCAGAAAUCAAGACCUUAGACGACUAAUUAUAACGUGUUAAGGUUACUCUGGGAAAUAUCGUUGACCUCCCAACAAAUAGACCAGUACCGUAGCUAAGGGGGGGGGGGUCCAAAUUCGCAAGUCCCCCCGGGCCCCUACUUGAGGGGGGGCCCCCCGAAGGAGUCUCCGAAUUUUUUUUUUACAUUAAAUAAUGUCGAAUGUCAAAAUGCAGGGGCCCCUAAAGCGGCCAAGCCCCCCGGGCCCCCAAAUCCCUAGCUACGCCACUGAAAUAGACUAUAUUUGAUAAUGACACGUCUUGGAUUAUAUUACGUUGCGUUUUGAACUAAUGUCUUGUACUUGAAAUAAAGAUACAUAUUUUUUAAUCUAAUCUUGGUGAUUUAACAAUGAUAAGCUAGGCGAACCUUUUACUUCACUCAGCAAAUAGUUUAUUUUGUAGUUCAUAAUUUGUUGUUUAGUAACAGGAUGCACCAAUCAUGUAUUAGUAAUAAACGGUGAAAUUUUUACAGACUAUUUUUUUUAGAAAUGUAUUUGAGUCGGAACAAUUUUAUUUUUUUCCAGCAGGCUUCAAUAUAAAUUAUUUUCCCAAUAAUAAGAAUGGUUAAAUUAAAAAAAAUUGCAUCCUAUCCUUAGCUCCAGGGACGUAACUGUGCUCACCGAAGUAAUCCCGUAAAGAGGCGAAUGUCAUCGGCCAUUGUUUUGAUAUUUCUUUAAAUUUCAGACCGUGACACAGCUCAUCGAGUGCUCGACCGAAACGGAACACCCCACCCACGUGCUGGUCCAGCGGAAGGACAAGGAGGCGGUCCACUUCCACGUCGCGUUCCCCAGCAACGGCUGGUUCAAGUUCCUCAUCUUCGCCCUGCAGGAGGAGGACCCCAGCGACUCGUUGCCGAACGUCUACAACUACCUGAUCAGCGCCGAGCAGGUGAUUCGACCGGCCAAGCCCUACCCGGCCAUGUACUCGAAAUUCUACAACGACUGCUGCUUCCUGUACGAGCCGAUGGUCCUCAACAUGAACUCGAAGCACCUGAACAGCGUCAAGUUCAGCCUGGUCGUGCCCGAGGCGCUGAAGGUGGCGCUCCACGUCAUGGACGAGUGGUUUCACCUGGAGAAAAACGGGGAUCGGUUCGAGAAGACCGUGGACCUGUCCCCGUACAAAGAGAAAGGGACGACGAUACAAGCCAUGGCGUCGUACGAAGCCCAGGGCACGAGAUACGCCGCACUCCUUGAGUACACCAUGUAGAUAAUGCGCCGCACUCCUGCAGUACACUAUGCCGAUACGCCUCCUAUCCAGGCUCCACAUCCAGUGGGAAUGAAGAGUGGUUUCGUUCCUUGUUUUGUUUUUUUCAAAGAAAGGGUUUCCCACCGGUCUUGACUUUAAAUAAAAAGUGCGGGG